Aspergillus homomorphus CBS 101889 is the source of this 2595-nucleotide messenger RNA. Its product is annotated as sexual differentiation process protein Isp4. Gene Ontology annotation, molecular function: oligopeptide transmembrane transporter activity. Lineage: Eukaryota; Fungi; Ascomycota; Eurotiomycetes; Eurotiales; Aspergillaceae. The transcript has 10 exons. The record is from RefSeq and is a predicted model, not a curated record. Gene Ontology annotation, biological process: transmembrane transport. The coding region runs from base 171 to 2423 and encodes 750 amino acids.
CCCCCUAGGCCCGACGAAAAAAUUGUUUUUAUCAAAUGCCGGAUCUUAUCUGAUGGAAGAUAUCUGAUCGAUCUGAUAAUCGUCUCUGGUCACUCCUGUUGCUUGAGCUCUUUGCCACCCCUUCGGGGCUUAAUUGGACCAUCUACCCCUUCUGACUCUAUUUUCUCACAAUGGCGACCGAUACGAAAGGGUUGGAACAGGAGAAUGUGUAUGCGGUGGACAACGAUGACAAAGCCGAAGUCGAUUCGCAAACCGAGGUACUGCGAGCUGCUGGCAUUGGCAUUUCCGAAGAUGAUCCGACGGAGCCUGUAUUGACCCUACGUAUGUGGGUGCUUGGUGUCGGCUUCUGUAUCAUCGCCAGUGGACUCAACACUUUGUACACCCUUCGCAACCCGUCCAUCACGAUCUCGGCCACCGUUAUUCUUCUGCUUGCAUACCCGUUGGGAAGGCUCUGGGAAAAGGUCAUACCCAGUUGGGAUGUGCCUUUGGGGCCGUGGAGUUUCAACCUGAACCCGGGACCGUUCAACCAAAAGGAACAUGUGUUGAUCUAUAUGAUGGCAAAUCUUAGUAUCUACGUCCGACUGGGCGCCGAUGUCUUGACCGAACAGCAGAUGUUCUACGGGUAUCACGCGGGUUGGGGCUUCCAAAUGCUCAUCACCUUUGGAACAUUCCUGAUCGGAUUCUGUUUGGCUGGGUUUUACCGUGCCCUUGUGGUAGAACCUCGGGAGCUGGUCUGGCCUGGCGUCCUCAGUUGCACCGCUUUGACAACCACCCUGCAUCAAGUGGGACAAGGUGAUGUGCAAGGACUGAACGCGACGUGGAAGAUUUCGCGUUACGGAUUCUUCAGCCUGGCAUUUUGUAUCUCGUUCGCCUGGUACUGGUUCCCGGAUUUCAUCUUCCCGGCGUUGAGCUACUUCACCUUCCCUUGUUGGAUCAAUCCCAAGAGCACUGUGGUCAACCAACUAUUCGGCAUGAAGAGUGGCAUGGGUUUAUUGCCGCUUACCUUCGACUGGAGUCAGAUCUCUUACGUCGGAUCUCCGUUGUUGAUUCCAUCAUGGGCCAUUAUCAAUGUCUUUGCGGGCCUGGUAUUCUGGAUUUGGAUUGUGACGGUCGCAUGCUAUUAUAUGAACGUGUGGUAUACCGGGCAUCUGCCGUUUCAGAGCUCGUCGGUGUACGACAAUACUGGCGCCGCUUACAAAGCAUCCAAGGUCGUUAGUGCGGCGACUGGGUACAAGCUGGACUUGAAAAAGUACAAAGCAUACUCACAUGUAUAUACCCCUAUUACCUACGCCCUCAACAUGUUCGGACUGUCCUUUGCGACGUUGAGCUCGCUGCUUGUGUGGACGUUUCUCGAAAAGCGAGAUGUUAUGGCCGCUGCUGCGCGCAGAAUUCCCCAGCUGAUCCGCAGGUCCUUCUCCAGCGAGCAAGGGGAAGCCGAGAAAGACGGCGCACAUCCUGGGGUGCCCAUGUGGUGGUAUUUAUUGACGGCCACUAUCGCGCUUUUUGUGACGAUAUUUGCUGUCGAGUACUGGCAUGUUGAGCUGCAUUGGUACGGUGUUCUGCUGGCUUGUGCUGUUGCCAUGGUCUUCUACGGACCGCUGGCGUUAGUUUAUGCCACAUCUAACCUCAAGAUCAACAUUGAUAUUCUCUGCCGUAUCAUUGCCGGGUUCGUCUUCGAAAACCGUAUCCUGGCCAAUAUCUGGUUCUUUGACAUUGGAUACAUUACCACCAUCAAAGGUCUUUAUUUUGCCCAGGACAUGAAAUUAGGCGACUAUUGUCACGUUCCCCGGCGCAAAGUCUUCAUAGUUCAAGUGGUCGGCAUGAUCGCAGGCACACUCAGCUCCGUCAGCGUUUUGAAUUGGGGCCUGGGCCACAUUGAGGGCGUGUGCACGACCACCGCAGUCAAUGGGUUCAGCUGCCCCUAUUCCCGCACCCAUUUCAACACCAGUCUGAUCUGGGGUGCAAUCGGCCCUCGCAACUUCUUCAACAACGGCAUCGGCUACAGCUCCCUGCUGUACUUCUUUAUAAUCGGGGCCAUUCUCCCAAUUCCCGUGUACUACCUCCAGCGCCGCUAUCCUAACUCUUUAUGGCGCCGGGUCCAUAUUCCCUUGUUCGUUGGCGGGUUGAACUACCUGCCGCCGGCAACGGGCACGAACUACGGCAGCUGGGCGAUCGUGGGCCUCACCUUCGGUAUUCUUAUUCGGAAGCGGCUGUACCAGUGGUGGUACAAGUACAACUUCGUGCUGAGUUCGGCGCUGGACUCGUCGGUGUCGAUUGCAGGGGUGGUGAUAUUCUUUGCCAUCUUCUAUAGUGGCGCGUCGUCGCAUUUCAGCUGGUGGGGGACGGAAGUGUAUAAGGAUACAUGUGAUUGGAAGGGAUGCCCGCACUUGCCUCUUCCGAAAAGCGGGAAAUUUGGUGUAUAGGGCUGCAUUGGUGGCUUGGGGCGAGUGGGCCAUGUCGUGGUUGAGGGUACGAGAGAAGUUUUCGGAUCACUGCUGCGGUGUAGAGUAUUGCGUGACCAAAAUGCACAUAUUCAUAUUCUAGCGUGGUCUAUAUUAUAGACCCUAAUUAUCAUUUUGAACGAUUAUGUGCUGU